AUGGUGGCAGAACUAGAGAUAGAAGGAGGAGGGAGGAAGGUUUUAAGGAGGUUUUGGGGGAAGUGUCGUUCCGACUUCGUGAUGGGUGAAUCAAACCAAUGGCACGGGUCGGGUCGGGUGGAAUUUGGAACGCCGCAGCGGAGAAUUCGGGACGGAAUAAUGGAUGACUACAACUUUUCAAUUUCAGAUAGUUGGUCAUUUGAGAAUGAUGUUCGUAGUGAGGAGAGUAUCUCCCACAAUAGUCGCGAUUAUACACUAGAAUUUACCACCGACCAGAUUUUUGAAAGUAGAGAAGAUAUGUUAGCUUGGGCACGGAGCAUUGGUCUAAAAUAUGGUAUUGUGGUGGUUAUUUUAAAUUCUGCUAAGUUAAAAGGUGGCAAAUUGCCGAAAUGCAUUCUUGGUUGUGAAAGAGGAGGAAAGUACGAACCGUCACGGAAUCAUGUUGAAGGGAAAUCCUUGCAAAGAAACACUAGGACUAGAAAAUGCGAUUGCCCAUUUCAACUGCGAGAGAAACAAUUUGUGGUCGACAUGGCCAACAGCACUGCGCCUCGUGAGAUUCUUAAUAUUUUGAAGCAAAAAGACCCGUCAAACACUACGGGAAUCAAGAGCGUUUAUAACACCAUUUUUGCAAACAAAGCAGACAAACUGGAGGGUCUAACUCCUAUUCAGUAUGUCAUACGUCAAUUACUUAAGAAACAUUACCUCCAUCAAUUUCUUACAAAUCCGGAUACUAACGAAAUCACAGAUAUUAUUUGGGUUCAUCCUAUGAGUCUAGAGCUAUCUGUCAACUUUCUGUCUGUACUGAUCAUUGACGCCACGUACAAGACCAAUGAGUAUCGAAAAUCACUAUUGGAGGUUGUGGGUAUCACAUCCACAUGGCGAACUUACUCGCUUAUGUUCGCUUAUCUUAGUAAUGAGAGAGAAGAGACAUUGACAUGGGCAUUGGAUAACUUAAAAAACUGA
Rhododendron vialii is the source of this 963-nucleotide messenger RNA. RefSeq lists its product as uncharacterized. Bases 1 to 963 code for a protein of 320 amino acids. Lineage: Eukaryota; Viridiplantae; Streptophyta; Magnoliopsida; Ericales; Ericaceae. The transcript is spliced from 4 exons. The record is from RefSeq and is a predicted model, not a curated record.